This is a messenger RNA of Cryptomeria japonica (Japanese cedar), 1374 nucleotides long. Its product is annotated as pentatricopeptide repeat-containing protein At5g59600. Bases 1 to 1374 code for a protein of 457 amino acids. Gene Ontology annotation, biological process: RNA modification. The record is from RefSeq and is a predicted model, not a curated record. The transcript is spliced from 3 exons. Gene Ontology annotation, molecular function: RNA binding; protein binding. Lineage: Eukaryota; Viridiplantae; Streptophyta; Pinopsida; Cupressales; Cupressaceae.
AUGUAUGUUAAAUGCGGCAAUUGCGUAGAUGCCCGUAAAGUGUUUGAUGAAAUGACAGAACGAGACGUCUCCUCAUGGAAUACCAUGAUUGCAGCUUACCGAAGACGCGGUCAUCCUCGCCAGGCACUGGCUCUGUUUCACCAAAUGCAACAAACAGGUUUGCAGCCCGAUCAGUUUACCUUUUCCAGCAUAUUCCAAGCCUGCGCUAAAUUAAGGGCUUUGGAACAGGGUAUGGAUUCCCAUCAAGGUAUAGUGGAAAGGGGAUUUUUGUCUGAUGUCGUAAUUGUGAAUACACUGAUAGACAUGUACGCAAAAUGUGGAAGCGUACACAAGGCCCGCGAACUGUUUGAUAAAAUGCCUCAGAGGAGUGUGAUCUCAUGGAAUUCUAUGAUUGCAGGGUAUGCUCAAAACGGUGUACUUGAUAAGGCUUUAAGACUUUUCGAUGAAAUGCCAGAAAAAAAUGUGGUCUCGUGGAAUGCUAUGAUUGCAGGAUGUGUACAAAAUGGUGAUGUUGACCUGGCUUUGAGGUUUUUCAAAGAAAUGCCUCGACCAGAUGUCAUCUCAUGGAAUGCCAUGGUUGCGGGAUAUGCACGAGAUGGACUUGUUGAAAAAGCCUUGGAGACAUUUAAACAAAUUCGACUGGUAGGUUUAAAGCCAAAUUCUUCAACCUUUGCCAUUAUCCUCCCAGCCUGUGCCAAAAGGGGAGCUUUGGAACAGGGCAUCGACAUCCAUCAAGGCAUUAUCGAGUGCGGAUUUAUGUCAGAUGUUGUAGUUGUAAGUGCCCUGGUAGAUAUGUACGCAAAAUGUGGGAGUAUACAGAAGGCUCGUGAACUCCAUGCAGGUUUAGUGGAUCAGGGUUGUAAAUACUUCAACGACAUGACUGCCACAUAUUGCAUCACACCAAUGAUUGACCAUUAUGUGUGCCUGGUUGAUCUUCUUGGCCGUGCUGGCUAUCUUGAGGAAGGUCUCAACAUUAUUAUCAAAAUGCCCAUUAAGCCUAUGGUGGUUGUUUGGAUAUGUUUGCUUGGUGCCUGUAGAUCACAUAAGAGUGUAGAGUUAGGAGUAUUUGCAGCAAAUCUCCUUUUUGAGCUGGAUCCCAUAAACGCUGCGACUUAUGUUCCUCUGUCAAACAUCUAUGCAGAACUGGGCAGAGUCAAAAUUAAAGUUGGGGCUCUAAUGGAGAUCCUGGAAACAGAAAAUGUUGAUCCCUAUUUGCCAAUUUUGCAACUUGUGGAAAGGGGACGAGCUACAGAUAGGGUUCUAGACCUCAACAUACCGGUGCAGGAUGAAGCCAUGGGAUGGACUACCUCCUUUCUGCCCGCCUUCGAUGCCCCUGUAAUUCAGACCCAGGAGGACGCUGCCAUGGACGAGUAA